Messenger RNA from Vanrija pseudolonga, 3454 nucleotides. RefSeq names its product FACT complex subunit SPT16 (gene SPT16). Bases 220 to 3360 code for a protein of 1046 amino acids. Lineage: Eukaryota; Fungi; Basidiomycota; Tremellomycetes; Trichosporonales; Trichosporonaceae. Gene Ontology annotation, molecular function: nucleosome binding. Gene Ontology annotation, biological process: transcription elongation by RNA polymerase II. The transcript is spliced from 9 exons. The record is from RefSeq and is a predicted model, not a curated record. Gene Ontology annotation, cellular component: FACT complex.
CUUUCAACAAGGCAACCCCCAUACUUAAACCCACUCCACUCCACAUCCAUCUCUUGUCUUUGCCCAUCUCUCCUCAAAACUAGCGCGUUCGCCACCCACCACACGCACUGGACGGCCCGGACGGCAGAUUUAAAACACCCCUCCUCAAAUCCUGCAUCUACAGUCGAGCCAAAGCUCCUUCUCUAGCCGUCCGACCUCCACUUCGACCCCACACCCAACAUGACAGACGUCAAGCUCGACAGCGACGUCUUCUUCAGGAGGGCGGACAAGAUCUUUACUGCCUGGGAGAAGCCUACCGACGACACUGCUGAGCUCAAGGACGUCCAGGCGUUGCAAAUCUUCCUUGGAGACGCGACAGAUGACGCGCCAGCGUUCACCAAGUCGGCAGCUUUACAGACCUACCUCCUGGCAUUCGAGUUCCCAUCCACUCUAAUCAUCUUCUGGAAGUCGACUCGCAAGGUUACCUUUGUGUGCAGCUCCUCCAAGGCCAAGAUCCUGCGCCAGCUCGAGUCCCAGAAUGGGAUCGAGAUUGACAUCUGGGUGCGCGCGCCAAAGGAUGAGUCAACUGCCAGUGUAAUUCCCGACCUCGUCCUCGAGCUUGGCGACUCCAAGGUCGGCAACCUGCCCAAGGACAAGGCCACGGGCAAGCUCACCGACGAGUGGAACAAGGCCAUUGCCACUUCCAAGGCUGGAAUCGAGUUUGUCGACAUUGCUACUGCCGUCUCGGCCAUCCUGGCUGACAAGGACAACGAGGAGAUUAAAGCCACGGUCACCGCCGCCCGCCUCACCUCCACCUGCAUGCAGCACUACUUCAAGUCCAAGAUGGAGGCCUUGAUAGACCGCGACACCAAGAUCACCCACGAAAACUUCUCGCAGCUUGUCGAGGAGAAGAUUGGCAACGACGUCAAGGGCGCCGACAUGAAGCUCUGGAACAAGAACCCCCAGCUCGGCGAAGUCGACUUUACCAACACUGACUGGGUCUACUCGCCCAUUAUCCAGUCGGGUGGCGAAUACGACCUCAAGGUGUCGGCGUACUCGAAUGAGAACAAUCUCAAGCCUGGCGUCAUUCUCUCGAGCCUUGGUAUCCGCUACAAGUCGUACUGCGCCAGCAUGGCGCGUACGUUCAUGAUCAACCCGAGCGCCAAGCAGGAGCGCAACUUUGAGAUCCUCAUCGACGCGCGCCUGUCUGUCGUCAAGCUCCUCAAGGAAGGUGCCGUGGUCAAGGACGUCUACGCCGCUGCCCAGGCCAUCUUUGCCGAGCGCGGCCUGGGUGACAACUUUGUCAAGAAUAUUGGCUUUGCCACUGGACUCGAGUACCGCGACAGCACUUUCCUGCUCGGCCCCAAGAACGACAGGAAGCUCAAGGAGAACAUGAUUCUGGUUGUGUCUCUCGGUGUCCAGGGUCUGUCAGACAAGCAGGGCGCCUACGCCCUGCAGCUCUCCGACACUGUCAAGGUUGGCAUCGACGGCGGUGCCUUCCUUACCGAGGGCUGCGCCAAGCUCAGGGAUGUUGUGAUGGACUUUGGCGACUCGGAGCCCGAGGAGGACGUCAAGCCGGCCUCCAAGUCCUCGGCCAAGCCCACCAAGAAGACCAACGGCGCGUCGAACGGCAAGGCGCCCAAGGCGCCCAAGUCGCCUGUCAAGGCCAGGUCAUCUGCUGUCGGGGGCACCAAGCAGACGCGUGGUGCUCAGCGCGAGCAGAUCGAGUCGACAACAGCGCAGCGCAUCAAGGCCCACCAGGCCGAACUGCACGCUCAGCGCCAGGCCGAAGGACUGAAGAAGUGGGCCGGUGGUACCGGAGCAAACGACGGAAGCCGCGACAAGGUGGUCAAGCGCUACGAGUCGUACAGGCGAGAGGAGCAGCUUCCAAGCAUUGUGCAGGAGCGCCGCAUCUACGUCGACGAGCAGCGCCAGUCCAUCAUUCUGCCCAUCAACGGCUUUGCCACUCCCUUCCACAUUUCGACUGUGAAGAACGCCACCAAGGUGGAGGAGAACGCCCACAUUGUUCUCCGCAUCAACUUCCAGUCGCCGGGACAGAUUGCGGGCAAGAAGGAGGACAUGCCGUUCGAGGACCCUGACGCGACCUUUAUCCGAUCGCUCACUUUCCGUUCCAAGGACCAGCGCCACUUGAUCAAGAUCUUUGAGCAGAUCUCUGGUUUGAAAAAGGCCGCCACCAAGCGCGAGGCUGAGCGUAAGGAGAUGGCCGACGUCAUUGAGCAGGAGAAGCUUGUCGAGAUCAAGGGCCGCCACCCAUACGUCCUCAAAAACGUCUUCCCCCGUCCUGCCACCGAGGGCAAGAAGUCGGACGGCAACGUCGAGAUUCACCAGAACGGUCUCCGUUUCCGUCCUGAUGGACCUGGUCAGAGGAUCGACCUCUUGUUCAGCAACAUGAAGCACCUGUUCUUCCAGCCCAGCGAGAAGGAGCUUGUCGUCUUGCUGCACGUCCACCUCAAGGCGCCCAUUAUGAUCGGCAAGAAGAAGACGUGGGACGUCCAGUUCUUCCGCGAGGUCUCGGACAUGAACUUUGACGAGACGACUGGAAAGCGCCGCAAGGCUCGCUACGGUGACGAGGACGAGAUUGAGCAGGAGCAGGAGGACCGCAGGCGUCGCCAGGAGCUCGACAAGAUGUUCCACGCGUUCGCCAAGCGCGUCUCGGAUGCUGCGCAGGCCCAGCAGUACGAGCUCGAAGUCGACGUUCCCUACCGGGAGCUUGGCUUCUUUGGUGUGCCAAACCGUACCAACGUCAUGCUCCAGCCCACGACCGACUGCCUGGUCCACCUCAGUGAGAUGCCCUUCACGGUCAUCACUCUGUCCGAGGUUCAAAUCGUCCACUUUGAGCGUGUCCAGUUUGGUCUCAAGGCAUUCGACAUGGUCUUUGUGUUCAACGACUUUAAGAAGUCGCCCGUGGCCAUCAACUCGAUUCCAGUCAUCCACCUGGACAAUGUCAAGGAGUGGCUUGACUCGGUCGACAUUCCCAUUUCGGAAGGUCCCGUCAACCUGACAUGGUCUGCCAUCAUGAAGACGAUCAACGACGACCCCUACGAGUUCUACAAGGAGGGUGGUUGGGCAUUCCUCACCGGCGAUGGCGACUCUGACGACGAGGAUGAGAGCUCGGAGGGCUCGGUGUUCGAGGAGUCGGGCGACGGCUUUGGCGGGUCGAGUGAUGACGACGACAGCGAGUCGGAUGACUACUCGGACGACGACAGCGCAUCAGAUGACUCGGGUAGCGGCGGCGACUUCUCGGACGAGAGCGGCGAGUCGUGGGACGAGCUGGAGCGCAAGGCCAAGAAGGCCGACGACAAGCGUCGCCAGGAUGGCGGUGACUUGUCCGACUCUGACAAGAAGAAGAAGAGGAGGUAGAUGUCCUCCUGGCCCGUGUAUCAUUAGUGUAACCCCCCCAUAGCGCGUGUCCGAGGCGUCCGUAGCAUCCUGUGUGACAUGCCAUCAGAUAGAG